UUGCCCAACGGCCAUCUCACCGUGGACGAAUUCAAAAACAUCUACUCGAGCUUUUUCCGCACGGUGACGCUUCGAAGUUUGCCGAGCACGUGUUUCGUACCUUUGACGCUAACCACGAGGACGAUCGACUUUAGAGAGUUCAUCUGCGCACAUCUCCGUGACUCCUCUCGCGGGAAACUCGAAGACAAGCUGCGCUGGGCGUUCAACAUGUACGAUCUGGAUGGAAACGGAUUCAUCACAAAGCAAGAGAUGUUGGAAAUCGUCCGGGCGAUCUACAGGAUGGUCGGCACGGUGAUGAAGAUGCCAGAGGACGAAUCAAACGCCCGAGAAAAGAACGGAGAAGAUUUUCCGACAGAUGGAUACAAACAAGGACGGGAGGCUCUCGCUGCAGGAGUUCAUCGACGGAGCCAAAACUGA
Molecule: messenger RNA, 417 nt
Organism: Geodia barretti
Lineage: Eukaryota; Metazoa; Porifera; Demospongiae; Tetractinellida; Geodiidae
Source: the annotation of a GenBank genome assembly